Diorhabda carinulata is the source of this 4109-nucleotide messenger RNA. It is a transcript of the gene Toll-9, whose product is annotated as toll-like receptor 2. Gene Ontology annotation, cellular component: membrane. The transcript has 2 exons. Gene Ontology annotation, molecular function: protein binding; transmembrane signaling receptor activity. NCBI's taxonomy places the organism in Eukaryota, Metazoa, Arthropoda, Insecta, Coleoptera, Chrysomelidae. The record is from RefSeq and is a predicted model, not a curated record. Gene Ontology annotation, biological process: immune response; toll-like receptor signaling pathway; inflammatory response. Bases 297 to 2876 code for a protein of 859 amino acids.
AUACCCACUUGAUAUACCAUUCCCAAAACCGCAGUGGAUAAGUUUAUUGAAUAUUGAGUCGAAUCGCGUCGUUCAGUAUAUUACGCUAAGUGAAAUCUGAUACAUUAUUUUUAUUAGAAUUGUCGUUUUUCUCACAGUUUCCCAUCUUAGUGUUAAUGUAAAAUAAUCAAUUCAUCAAAAUAUAAGGAAAUGAUCAAGUUUUAUUGUUGGAAAAUUUAUUAAAAACGAAAUUUGUGAUUAAUGAAGCUGAAAAAAUUUGAAGGAAAUGGCAUUUUUCUGUAAUGUGACGCUACAGUAUGCCGUAUAAACGAAUCGUCGCAAUUAUACUUCUACCACUGUUUGUAAAAAAUUCAGCAAACUUCAACCCCGACGAUGAUUACUACGAUCCACCGAAAUACAACGAAGACGUAUUUCGACCAGUUCCUCUAUUUUUAGGAGAAGACGUAUCCGGUUGCGUAUGUCGAGAGAUUCCAAAUAUUUUAACAUUAUGCUUCGGCGUAACUAUGUGCAAUUCCCUUCCGAUAGGUCUCAAUAUUACAACCCCUAUUUUAAGUAUAGUUAGUACUAAUAUAUCGGUGAUACGUCGGGGUGAUUUGGCGAAUUUAUAUUUUUUACAAGAUUUAAAAAUCGAGGGGAAUUAUAAUUUAACGGAAAUAUCGGGUGGGGUUUUCGGAAAUAAUUUUACGAAAUUGGAAAAUUUAUCGAUUAGUUAUAAUAAGAAUUUGAAAUAUUUGAAUAAAAAUACUUUUAACGGUUUGGUUAAUUUGAAACAGUUAUUUUUAAUUAAGAACGGUUUUACGCGUUUAUAUGAAAUCACAGUGAAUUUAUCACCUGUUAUUUUACCGAGGUUGAAAAAAUUGAGUUUGAACGAGAAUAAUUUGACGAAAAUCUUCAAGGACGAUUUUAUAUUUAUGAAAGAUAGUUUGUUGGAAGAAUUUAAUAUUAUUUCGUGUAGUUUAGAUUAUAUUCAUCCGAAAGCGUUUUUACCUUUAAAGAAAUUACGAACUUUACGUAUGGGGGAAAAUUUUUUUAAUGUUACUGUAAUAACGGAGGUUUUAGAAGAAAUUGUUGACGUUAAUAUACCUUUGAAGUUGUUAAAUCUUUAUUCGGCUGGAUUUAGAGUGAAUUUACCUAAAAAAUUGUUAGAAAUCAUAGCGAUUUCUAAUAUAACUCAUUUAAAUUUAGCUAAAAAUCAAUUUCAUAGUAUACCUUCGGGUGUAUUUCCCCUAAUGCCGAAUUUAAAAUCACUAGAUUUACGCGAGGCUUUUAUUUACGAUAUUUCUGAUAAUGCUUUGGAUAAUUUAACAAAUUUGGAAUAUCUCAUUUUGAGUGCUAAUAAUUUACCUUCUAUACCAAAAGGUGUUUUAUUAAAAAAUCUCAUUAAAUUAGAUAUACAAGAAAAUUCGCAAAACGGUGCUAGAGCGUCGUAUUUUCAAAUUUCUAAAGGUUCUUUUUUAGAAAUGAAAAAUUUAGAAUAUUUGAAUAUGGGAUAUAAUAACAUACCGCAUUUAUUUCAAUAUACUUUUAAAGGUUUAAAUAAUUUAAAAUAUUUAAUAUUAAAAAACUGCACUUUAUAUCGAUUACAAAAUAAAACUUUCGAAAAUAUGAAUAAACUCAAAUUAUUAGAUCUUGAAAAUAAUUUUUUUAUAACAAAUAAUUAUCCUACAGGAUUAACAAGUGAAAUGUUUGAAGGAUUAGAAAAUUUAGAAGUACUUUUAUUAGGAGGAAACGCCAUGACUUAUUUUAGUAAAUUCGGAAAUCCUUUUAUUAACUUAAAAUCGUUAAAAAAAUUAGGUUUGGAUAGAAAUUUGUUAGUAACAGUAGAAUCGAAUCAAUUUUCCGCUUUAAAACAAUUAGAAAUAGUAGAUUUUUCAUUUAAUUUAUUAAAAAUAUGGCAAAAUAGAAUAUUCGAUUCGAAUCCUAAAUUAAAAAUAUUAUUAUUUGAUCAUAAUAAAUUAACUCAUCUAACACCUGGUAUGCUUGAAGAUUUUCAUAACCUCACUAAGCUCUCUUUAGCGUAUAAUUCUUUUAUAUGCGAUUGUCGUAGUUUCAAAUUAUAUAAUAAUUUUAUAAACAUUUAUAGAAACGAAAAAAUAAUUAAAAUACUAAAAAAUUCCGAAGCAAAUUGUUUAACACCCUAUACAACAACUAAUCACGUGAUUACUAAUAUAAUCGAUUAUUUCGAAUACGUAGAAAAUGAUAUAAUACACUGUGAUAUAAAUAAACGUUUAAUCGUCGUAUUACCUUUAUUAUUAUUAAUAAUUUGUUUUUUAUCUUUAAUAAUACUAGUUUUUUAUUACAGAUGGCAUAUUAAAUAUUGGUUAUUUUUAAUAAGAUUACAAAUCAGUAGAAACGGUAAAAUCAAAUCUAAAUCGAAUGAUAAACUUAAUUACGAAUACGACGCUUUCGUUUCUUAUAGUAACGAAGAUAGAAAUUUCGUUGUUAGAUUAGUUUCGAUGUUGGAAAAUUACGAACCAUUUUUAAAACUUUGCGUUUACGAAAGAGAUUUUCACGUCGGACAUUUUAUAUCCGAAUGCGUGUUAAAAUGUAUAGCUAAUAGUCGUAAAACUAUUUUAAUAGUGAGUGAUAAUUACGCGAAAUCUCAAUGGUGUAGAUGGGAGAGUCAAAUCGCCGAGCAUCACAGAUUAUUUUUCGAAAAUGAAGACGGCGAAUACGUCGCCGAUGCUUUGAUUGUUAUCAAAUUGGGACCGGUUAGCAAAGUUCACAUGACGCCGAUGUUGAGGUAUUUGUUAAAAACUAGAAUCUAUUUACAAUGGGAAGCGGACGAGAAAAAACAAAAAAUAUUUUGGAACAAAUUGAGGAAUACGCUUUCACCGCCCAAGAAUGAUAAUGUCGCUGAAAUCACACACAUGUAAAAACAAAUUUUAAUCUGGAUCUACGAAAACGGGAACCCACCGAUUGGCUUCAAUCGCACACUAGAUGAUUGUACGUAAAAGGAUUUCUGACGUCUCACAACGAAUAGGGAUAAAAAAUUCCUAACCUAACCUAACUUAUAUAGGUUUAUUCUUGCUAUCUGCACUGGAACUGGGCCAGUGCAGAAUCUGUUCGAUGGGAUACAAAGAACGAUAUAGUGUAGAGAGUAAUGAAGCAUUUGUCGAUUGUUGUAUUUGAGAUUAUUUGUUGUAAUUCAGGCCUUGUAGUAUUUCCAAUAAUGGAAAACGAUUUAGUACUUUCCGAAGACGAAGAUGUAGUGCCGUUUCCAGAUUACACUUAUUGCACUGUCUUGCACUACACUGCACUGGCUGAACUGAUUCUACACCCAGUGAAAUACUAGUUCUUUUGCAUUGCUACCAAGAACAGCGACGCUAGCGCUGGUUCUGCUACAAAGAACGCUUCAUUGUACACUUCUUGAACUAGUUUUGCCGGUGUAGCUACCAAGAACAAACCUAAUGACGAUGCUGGAUGAAAGAAUUUGUGUCAUAACAAAUCUAAAUAUAAGUACAAAAUAUCAGUAACCGAAAAUACGUGAUUAAGUUAGGUUAGGAUUUUUUUUUCAUUUUUUCUUCCUGCGAGAUGUCUAAAAUUUGAAGCCAAAUGUAAUUUAUCUCGAUUGUUCCAUAAAAAAAAAACAUAGAAAUCACUUUUUUUUGAAACAAUAUUAUUUUCAAAUCAAAUCUUCUUCGAAACAUUUUAAACGAUUUUUGAAUCGUUUUUAAUCAUUAAAAGCAACCAAGGGAAUGUUGUAGAAUCGUGCAAAUUCGUUUUGAUGUUGGUUCUUUUAUAUGUUUUGCAACUUUUUCGUCUAAGACAGCAGUCCUUGUAGUUGUAAGGACUAAGAUAAACUGUUAAUACAAAAGGAUAUAAUGUAAGGAUGAGGAUGAGGAUCGAAUCGAUUGACUUCAUAUAAAAUGGUCGUCGAGACACUUAAUUUUUUUACAAAUAUUUCAUUUACAGUAAAAGACUUUUACGUUAAAUAACUUUAACAAACAAAUUAAUAUUAAUAAACACUGAAUUUAUUGGAAUGAAUUUAUAUUUAUUUGAUUUAUGUUAUGUCUUUUUCACAUUUUUAUAUUUGAAUAUGUAUCUAUCUUACUAAUUUUUUACAUUGUAUUGAUUUUUGUUAUUACAAUAAAUCGUGAUUUUUCGAA